Messenger RNA from Austrofundulus limnaeus, 1467 nucleotides. Its product is annotated as pyruvate dehydrogenase E1 subunit alpha 1. Lineage: Eukaryota; Metazoa; Chordata; Actinopteri; Cyprinodontiformes; Rivulidae. The record is from RefSeq and is a predicted model, not a curated record. Gene Ontology annotation, cellular component: intracellular membrane-bounded organelle. Gene Ontology annotation, molecular function: pyruvate dehydrogenase (acetyl-transferring) activity. Gene Ontology annotation, biological process: pyruvate decarboxylation to acetyl-CoA.
CGGAACUGUUAUUCGGCGCUCCUGUUUCCGGUKGGACAGCAGCGGGGACUUAGCGGCUAGCGGAUGUUUUAAAUCCCCUCCGGCUGGGGUUUCAUCGUUUGGUAGCAUGAAAACCAUGUUGGGCAUCAUAUCCAAGGCACUUUGUAGGGUGACAGGGAAGACUGUGGAAACCCAGACCGUGUCUGAGCUGCUGAUCGACCUGUCAGAGUUCGUCAGUGUAACGUCGCCGGCGGCACCCGCCUCACCUCAGGCCCGGCACCAGCCUCCUGACCCACCACCAGUCAGUACUAGAGGCUCUGCUGAGCAGUUAGCUAGAACCUGGACCGACCAGCUGGACGGACCAGGAGCCAGAGUGGUYGUCUCCCGCAGCUUUACUGACUUCACUCCUCAGGCCACCUUUGACAUCAAGAAAUGUGACCUGCACCGCCUGGAGGCGGGGCCUCCGGUGAGGGCGGAGCUAACGAGGGAGCAGGGCCUCCAGUUUUACAGAACCAUGCAGACGGUGAGACGCAUGGAGCUGAAAGCUGAUCAGCUGUACAAACAGAAGAUCAUCAGAGGCUUCUGUCACCUGUAUGAUGGGCAGGUGGACGGCAUGGAUGUCCUGUGUGUCAGAGAGGCUACAAGGUUUGCAGCUGAUCACUGCAGAGCUGGGAAGGGUCCCAUCCUGAUGGAGCUGCAGACGUACCGUUACCACGGACACAGCAUGAGUGACCCGGGCGUCAGCUACAGAACUCGUGAAGAGAUCCAGGAGGUUCGCAGCAAGAGCGACCCCAUCUCCAUGCUGAGGGACAGGAUGCUCGGCGCCAACAUGGCGUCUGCUGACGAGUUCAAGGAGCUGGACUCUGAGAUCCGUAAGGAGGUGGAGGAGGCGGCUCAGUUCUCCACCUCGGACCCUGAGCCGCCACUGGAYGACCUCUGCAACCACAUCUACCACAACGACGCACCGCUGGACGUCCGCGGGACACACCCCUGGUCCAAACUCAAGUCUGUCAGCUAGGCUCCGCCCACAAACACCUGCUGACCCUCCAGACCUGAGGAGUCCAUCCAGAACCAGAACCCCAGCUCCUUACCUGGACUCAUUUAUUUAUUUGUAGUUUUAUAACUAAAUGUAAUUUAUUCCUGUAAAUAGACUCAGAACUUUAAAAUUUAUUUUCUGUGAAUUAAGAAGCUGCAGACGCACAAAACUAAACUUUGUUUAUUUAAGUUUAUUUAAGUUUUAAAAGUCCAGAAACUCACAGCUAAUAAAAAAAACCUUCCAUCAGUGUUUCUUUAAGCUCUCGCUUUUGUUUUUAGAUUUUUAUUUAAUUUCUGAAGAAGAAAUGUGGUUCAUAUGAUGGAAAUGUGAUGUAAAUUAAAAAUAUGGACCAAGUCUGACUGGAACAAAACUUGAACAGAAAGUUUUAAUAUUUAUUAAACUGAAUGAUGUGACUGAGACAAGAUAUUAAAUAAAAUAUAACAAAGAUUGUU